AUGGACAUCAUUUCGUUCGUAUCAAACCUCCGCCAGGAGGCUCUCCUGCUGGGCGACUACAAUGCCGUUCGAGGGAUGUGCUCACGUCGGCUAGCAACUCUCCGGAAACGCCUUGGACGUGCAAACAAGAAAAAGUUCGCGCAGCAGCCUCCAUUGACUGCUGAAGAUGUCGGAAAUGAUCAUACGCAUAUUCAUUUACUAUUGUAUUCCUCUGAACGGGCAUACUCCCACGCAAUGCACUUGAAAUCACUACUCGCCGACGAUGCCUCUACAGCUACCCCAGCAAUGCGCGCCCACUCUGUUUCUCGCCUCCAUAAGGCCUAUACCCAUGCAACAGCAUUGUGCACCCUCCUCUCAGACCCCGUCUCAAAAGCCACAGAGAAGGACGUACUAGAGGCACACGCCUAUGCUGCUUCUCUGCGCGGUUCAGAAGCUUUCGAGAAAUCCCAUUGGGAAGCUUCAAUAGUAGCCUUUUCUGAAGCUAGGAUCAUCUACUCUGUACUACUCAACAGCAACAAGAACGAGCUAUAUAGAGACCAGUUGACCAGCACUAUCGACCCAAGCAUAAGGUACUCCGCUUACCAGCUACAGCUUCCAAGGAACAUGGGUGUUGCCACCAUCUCCCGAAAGUAUUUCCCGCGCGAACAAGCUGAGAAGGUGGUAACUGUAAUUGAAGCAUUGGACCCCAGCAUCUUCUCUGAGUCCGAUGAGGACACGCCAAUGGCAGGCACUGCGGGCUCUGUCUCGUCAGUGACUUGGCGCUCCCAUUCUGCUCCGGUGGAUAAUGCGGAAAUAUCAGUCGCUUUGGCAGGUGCACAAGCUGUGGAAAAUGCGUAUUACGCUAAAACACCUGGAGAGGCAGCUUCUACUGAGGCAUUUGAUGAUGUUUUGGCUGCAUGGCAGGAAGCGGUUGACGCUACGAAGAAGGCGAUUGAUGAUCUGCAGGCAGAAAAUGUCAAAAUGGAAGAUCAAAGGAUGCAGAACCUGCAGCUGACCUCGACUGUUGUCAACUACUCUUUGAUCUGCUGGAGGGUUGCGAGGAAUCGUGUCAUGAUACAGGGAAUCGCGCAGGGUGGAAAGAAAGGGAAAAAAGGUGGACCUGAAAUUAGAGUUAAGAAGCUUGGGCACUUGAAAGAGGAGGUAGCUCUGUACGAUGCUAUCUUGCAGAGUCUUGAACAAGUCUACGACCUUCCAGGUGUCGCUCGUGAUGAAGAAUUCACUAAAGAGCUUGACAGCAAAAAGGCAUAUUUUUCAGCCUCCAAAUGUGCAAUAAUCGCACAAUCGCACGCCCUCCUCUCCAACCGUAGAAACGCACUGGCCCUCCUUAACCGUGCCCUGUCCUAUGUCUCCACACCCCAUGUUUCCUCUGCUUCUAUCCCCUCCCACAAAGGGCUCGAGAUUGAUUCAGAAACUGCUUCUGAAAUACGAACACGUCUCAAAGGCGAAGUUUCGCGAUUCCAAGCACUAGUAGAGAUGGACAAUAUUGCCGCCAAAACAGCCACGAAAGGGGGUAACAGCGGGGUUGUAUUGGAAAGGCUAGACAAGUACCCUGAGGGUAAAGACUUUGAUUUUGAAAAUGGAAUUGUGCAAUGGCCACCAAAAGUUUCACCGGUCCCGGUAAAGCCAGUGUUCUUGGAUGUUGCGUGGAACUUUAUCGAGUACCCGGGUGAUGGUGGACCAAGGGCUGUUGUAGAAACCAAGGAAAAGGAGAGCAAGGCAGAGACGAAGAAGGGUGGCUUCUUGGGCAGCUUGUGGGGAAGGUAG
Morchella importuna is the source of this 1764-nucleotide messenger RNA. RefSeq lists its product as uncharacterized. Gene Ontology annotation, biological process: SRP-dependent cotranslational protein targeting to membrane. The transcript is spliced from 3 exons. The coding region runs from base 1 to 1764 and encodes 587 amino acids. The record is from RefSeq and is a predicted model, not a curated record. Lineage: Eukaryota; Fungi; Ascomycota; Pezizomycetes; Pezizales; Morchellaceae. Gene Ontology annotation, cellular component: signal recognition particle, endoplasmic reticulum targeting. Gene Ontology annotation, molecular function: signal recognition particle binding; 7S RNA binding; endoplasmic reticulum signal sequence receptor activity.